AUGCAAGUAUGGUUCUCACCAUUUGAAAUCUGCCACCUGAUCCCUGAAGAGGAAGAAGUGGGUGAUUUCAUAAGAAUCACACCCAAGCUUCUCAAAGCAGUACCGGCAUUGGCCAUAGGACAAGCUUUGUCAAAAGAAAUCUCACUUAUCCAUAUAGGGGGAGAUACUGAUGAUAGCGUGGAUGAAGCUGAUGACAUGAAAAUCCACGAAGGAUGGAUGGAAUAUACUGAAGAGGAGCGAGGUUCAGAAUGGGUCAAGGAAGGAUUCCACCCAAUGGAUGGGGUAAAUGCUAUUGGGAAUGAUGAUGGGAUUAAGGAGGAAAUCUCAUCCCCAGAGGUUCCAAGAGGGGAAUGGACUGUGUCUAGAGAAGACUUCGAACGCUGGAGCAUGAGCGUAUUUGAUCAAAUAUCAGACAUACUAGACAUCUCCACUAAUACUCAAGAAAUCCUUUACUGGGCAUCUUCUCUAUUCUCGGAUCUACUCAUCGUGGGUCUUGAUGUCGAAUGGUGUCCAAGUUUCAGCCGCAGCGUUGAGUAUAAGGUUACCAUUUUACAGCUUUUCGUGGAACGCACUUGUCUGGUAUUUCAACUCCUUUACGCGGAUCACAUAUCCAAUUCUCUUAUUGAUUUCCUGAAAAACCCAAAUUUGAGAUUUGUUGGAGUGGGAAUCGAGGGGGAUGUCGAGAGGCUAUUGGAGAAUCACGAAGUGAAUGUCUUGAACAAUCUGGAUCUUCGUUCCUUGGCUGCAAAGAGGUUGAGUAUGCCGAAGCUGAGGAGUUCUAGGUUGAAAGAGCUAACAAGAGAGGUACUUGGAGAAGAAAUAGGGAAGCCCAAGAAGGUAACGAUGAGUAGAUGGGAUGCAGAGUGGCUCACAUACAAUCAACUUCAAUACGCUUGCCUCGACGCUUUUCUUUCUUUUGAGAUUGGAAAGACCGUGGAAGAAGAGAAAGGAGUGGUGAUCCAGAAUCUGAUUGACAUCGUUAAUGAGAUCUCUGCAAGCUCCGACUACAGAUGUGCCAUCAAGGAGCAUUUUCGCAACCUAGCAAGGCGAUUGAAGCUCUUAUUGCCCAUUUUGGAAGAGCUCAGCGACAGCAAAAACCCCAUCCCGGAGGACACUCUGAUUGCCCUCACUUAUUUGAAGGAGCUCCUCCGAUUGGGUAGUCCAGAGAGAGAAUUUUAUUUAAUCCUGGAAAGGGUGCAAAUGAACCGAUUCCAGAAAGUGACAGCUUUGCUGGAGGAAGCUCUGAGAGAAAUUUCCUAUGACAAACUCAAGAUAUCAGUUGAAGCUAGGGAGCAGGUUGAGCUAGCUCUAACUCAGCUUAGAAGAGCCAAAGGACAAGUUGAUGCUCCUGAAAGUGAAAAGUGUCCAUCAAGUGGCUAUACACAGCCAUCGGCUAUUGGGAAUCCAAAAUCUCUGGUCAGUCCAGAUGAUUUACGCUGGCUGAUACUCACGGAGUUAAAGAAAGGUCCAAUUAUUGAAUCCACAGGAGAGACCUAUGAGCAAUCAUACAUUGAGAAAUUGCUUGAAGCGGGGGAUCCCAUGUGUCCAAAGAUGCAACAGAAGCUUUCCAGUGCUGCCUCGACGCCGAACUCUGUCUUGCGUGACCUCAUAAUUGAGUGGUGCAAACGUGUCAAGGUUGAUACUCUCCUUUGCAGACUUAAGUCUGACAACCUUGAGGACCAGAAAUCAGCUGCAAGUGAUCUAUGCCUUCUUGCCAAGGGCAAUGAUGCCUACCGUGUGUACAUUGCUGAGGCCAGUGCCAUUCCCCUCCUUGUUGACCUCCUCUACAAUUCUGAGCUAUGCAAGCAUGCUAUCACUGCCCUUCUAAACCUUUCCAUUUGUGAGGGUAACAGAGGGAGUAUUGUAUCUUCUGGGGCUGUCCCUGGUAUUGUACACGUACUCAGUGAAGGGACCAUGGAGGCACGGGAAAAUGCAGCAGCCAUAUUAAUCAGACUUUCUAUGGUGAAUGAUGAAAAUAAGGUGACAAUUGGUAAAUCAGGCGCAAUACCAAAACUAGUGAAACUGCUUAGUGGAGGUAGCCAAAAGGGAAAGGAGGAUGCAGCAACAGCCCUCCUCAAUCUGUGCAUGAACCAAGAGAACGUGGAAAGGGCAGUGCAGGCUGAAGUAGUGCACACACUGAAGAGAAUGCUGACCGAACGUGAACGUGGAAUUGUGGAUGCAGCAUUGUCCAUACUAGUUACACUGGCUACCAACCCUGAGGGGAAGGCAGCAAUAGAAGCCGAAGAUGUGCCAGAUCUGCCUUUAUCAUUUGAGGUGAUAGGGAAUGAUCAAAUUUUAGUUAGGGGCAGGGUUUCAAAAAUUGGUGCAUCAGAUGAUUUGCAUUGGAAUCAGCCGGGACCAAUGCCGCCUUCUGAUAUCGAGUUAUUCAAGCAAGAUUCCAACUGA
Molecule: messenger RNA, 2406 nt
Organism: Telopea speciosissima
Lineage: Eukaryota; Viridiplantae; Streptophyta; Magnoliopsida; Proteales; Proteaceae
Product: protein spotted leaf 11-like
Exons: 7
Coding region: 1-2406 (801 amino acids)
Biological process (GO): protein ubiquitination; nucleobase-containing compound metabolic process
Cellular component (GO): cytoplasm; nucleus
Molecular function (GO): ubiquitin-protein transferase activity; protein binding; 3'-5' exonuclease activity
Source: RefSeq, a predicted model, not a curated record